UGGAUUAUAAAGGAUCUCAACUUGCAACUAUGAAUUUUUGCAAAAAUAUGAAUUACAAGGAAUCGCAGGAUGCAAAUUUGAACUUAAAGGUAUAUAAUUCUACAACUGUAAAUAACAAAGUACCUAAAAGGCCGACUCAUUCGUGCAGAAAUCACGGGCGUGUACCAUGCGAAAAAUAAACCUAAUCGAAGCUGCAUUUACACUGUAAUCUGCGUGUCGACUUGGAAGAGAGGUAGCAAUCAUCAAAGCGAACAUAUUUUUUUCCUACCAGCCAGCUUAACGAACCAACGUUAUAGUUUUUGCUAUUUCAAGAUUUCUGCCAUCAAGAAUGGCUACUUACAUACGUGGCUAAUUAUCGUGGUCGGGAAUCGAUACGAUAGAAUUACACAGAACUUGGAAAAAUCAAUUUUCUAAUUGCCGUUCGUGUAAAAUCUCGGUCAGCCACGAUUUCACCGUUAAAAGGAUAAUCAGCUAGAGGAAAAGUUCAGCUGGCGAUAGUUUCAAAGGUAUAUCUCGAGGUCCUUCGAAGGAUAUCGUUCGCAAAGCCGAGUUACGUAAACUAUCGUGUUCCAUAUGUUUUGAACGUGUAAUUUCUCGUCACGUUUCGACACUGUUGCUGUCCCGAGUCCGGUCAUUAGCGAGAAGGAACCUGCUCUAAGCACAGCCAUUAAACGAGAUACGUCAGUUAGAAUCGUGAUGCCUAACGGGUCGGCUCGAAGAAAGUGUCAUCGUACGCGUUUUGACACCUUAAUUGCAUCUGUGCAACUGCAAUAGUGAAUAGAUCAAAGUGGAGCAUCGGUGAAAUCCUAAAUCUUCAAUGAAAUUAUUCAACGCGAAACCAGAGCAGUCCGAUCAAUCCUGAAGCGAUCGUUUUUAUAAAAAUAUAAAUAUUAUAUCUCGAGCACUUGACCUAACAUCGCGGAAAAUCAAGAAUAGAGAAGGAGAGAAAUGAUGAAAGAAGAGGAUAAAAGAGCGGACACUUUGGUCUUUCUAGCGGGCCUACGGAGAAAAAGAAAGCCACUCCGAAGACGAACGAACGAGGAGAAAAAAGCUGCGAGUCGUCGCGAGUCGUCAGGGAGAGGGGAAGAUAUUGUCCGCCUGAGGCGGCUGUGGAGGGGGAUGAAGUUUGAGAAGGAGAAGGGCUAGAGGGGUCCAGACGUAUUAAUUAAACGACUCAUUUUCAUCGCACGACAAAAACGUGAGUUUAACGCCCAUCGCGGGCUAAUGCGUUGCCCCUCUGCAACAUGUAACGCGCGUCGAGGAUUCGGAGCAGCGAGGCUGGGUUCCGACCAGCGAGUUUCUACCUCGUCCGAACCGUCCAAUCGUGUCGAGGCUGGUGUACGCCUAGUGUCGCUGUUCCUACUGUACCGAGCCCGCCCAUCCCUGGUCGAUUUUAACCCCCUCCCUCUACCAAACCGUACGAUUGCCAGUGGUGGGGAUCAGAGGAGACUUGGAAAACCUCCCCACCACCAUCGAAGCGCGCCUCGUUUAGCCUGUAAUUUGCUCAAACACUAGCAAGCUCUCGUGCCAGGAACAUCCGUCAGAGCCGCGGAGAGCUCUGCCUGUUGGAGGUUAACACGGUCUGGUCUCGACUCGGUAUUUUCGGGGAACAGGCACGGCUAAUUUGCUGCCGCGGGCAAACUCGAUGGAGAGACGCGAUCGUGAGAUGCCAGUGCGCGUCGCGGAUCGACUCGGUUGAACGGUUAACCGACUGGUUUCGUGAUCCUCUUCAGUGGUGACAACCGGAUGGUACAGGGAUCAUCGUGGACUGGAUGAUCCCUAAAGUGACUACAGAGAAUUAACGAUGAUCAGCAGUGAUCGUGGUGUUUGAGACUGAACAAAAGUUGAGAGUGUUCCAUAGGUUACAAGAUCGAUUCCAUUGGACGAUGAACCUUGGUUCAUAGUAUUCGUCUAGACUAGUUGAAAGAAGACUGAUCGAAGUGAUCAUAAAUUCACAGGGACACUGUCCCAGGACUUUAGGAGUUUAUCAGUGUUAUCGAACAGUGAAUUCAAAGUGUUCGCGAGGAGUAAUCCGUGGUUCGAGCUUCGGCAGACAGACAUUCUUGAUCUGCUGAGAGAGCCGGAGCCGAGGUGGUUGCAGGGAUGCGGCGUACCUGAUUGCAGCAGCUCGCUCGGGGUUCGUACGUCUAGCAAAAGUGGGCUAACCAUCGGCCAAGCGUACGAUAAUCGUACGAUGAUGCCGCUCGCGCCGACGCCAAUUGUUCCGGUGCCCUCGAAGCCGAAGAUCGGCUUCAGCAUCGACUCGAUCGUUGGCGGUGGUGGACAGGGUCGGGAGGACCGUCUGGACCGACUCGAACGUGUGGAGAUCGAGAGGGACGAUGGAAGUCCGAUGGACGUUGUCGAAGGAUCAUCGUCGCCGCGUAGUCGUCGGGUCACCACGAGAUCCCCGGGUGCUCAUUCCGAGGGUUCCGACCGUCCAGUGUCUCGAAGUUCCUCCGUAGAAUCGUACCCCAACUCGCGGCGAACGCCGUCUCACCCAGGUAGCCAUCAUCAUCAUCACGGGAAUCAUCACGGCCAUCAUCAUCACUUGUCUACCGCGACGCACUUGGAUUUCAGUCGGACAGCGGUGCAUAGUCACAGCGGUGGUUCGACGCCCAACAACAGCCCUAGUCCUCCUCACAGGAUACCUCACGGAGACUCUCCCGUCGGUUCUCAUCCGCAACCACCGCCAGGAGUGGUCAGACCGAGUCCGAAUUACCUUGCACCGCCGCCCGGUGCAGCUACCGCGGCUGCAGUCGCGGCGGAACAGUUGAAAUCCUUAUACGGACUGCCGGGACACGGUCCGAGUGGGCCUCAAACUGGACAAAACGAAUAUCACACGCAGCAGUUAGCUUUGGCUGCGAAUUUAGCCGCGGCGCAGCAUUUCCAAGCGGCGAACCUUGCCGUGGCCCUUCAAGCACACCAUGGCGCGUCACCCCAUGGCCCACCGCACGCACCUUAUCCCCAUGGCGGCGCACCCGGUGCACCGCAUCCUCCGCCUCAUCCUCAUCAGCCACCCAGAGACAGCUACCCGCUCUAUCCCUGGCUACUCUCCAGGCACGGAAGGAUCUUUCCUCACAGAUUUCCCGGAGGUCCCGACAUACCAGGAUUCUUGUUACAACCAUUCAGGAAACCGAAAAGAAUAAGAACGGCGUUUAGUCCCAGCCAAUUGCUGAAGCUGGAGCACGCGUUCGAGAAAAAUCACUACGUGGUCGGCGCUGAAAGGAAGCAGCUGGCGCAGGCGCUAUCGUUGACGGAAACACAGGUGAAGGUCUGGUUUCAAAACCGACGAACGAAGCACAAACGGAUGCAACAAGAGGAGGAGGCGAAGGCGCAACAACAGUCUGGAGGUGGCGGAGGUGGUGGUGGUGGUGGUGGUGGUGGUGGCGGUGGCGGGGGUGGGGGCGGAGGCGGGAACGCGAACAACAAUUCGAACAACAAGAACACCCAUCACGUGAGCAAGUGGCAGCAGGAGACGGGCGACUAUCACCAGGAAGAGGACGAGGAAGAGGAGCACAUCGAUCCGGAGGCCGACGAGUGUUCCAGCGGUUCGGAGGCGUAGCUAGACGUUCUCUGCCUGGACUAAGGCGCCAGGAAUUCCGUCUGAUCGACGAGAAACGUCCUUGAGACUGGAUCGUUCGAAACGCAGCAGCCGACGGGCCGAAAUUCCGUCGAAUCUUGGCAGAGAACUUGGAAAUCUUGGGUUUAACAUGCUGCACGAUCGACAGUUCGAACUAGGAAUUGAUAAGAAUUGUCGAUUACUCUGUACCAGAGCCAGGAAUCGCGCGAUGCGGGCCGAACAUGGUUUGAGAAAAACCGCAUGGAAUUGCGUUCUUUGUUCAUUCUGGAUAUCCAAAGAUUGUGUACUGCGCGGAGCUUUCGAGGUUCGUUUAAACGAAGAAUUGUUUGGAGUAAACUGUACUGGAAUUGCUGGAACUUGGAGAAUAGUGUGAGAUUUGAGGAUCAGUAGAAAUUCUAUAGGAAUUGCGUGUGAAGGAGGAACAUUCUUAACGAUAGUAGUUGAAAAGAAGCCACUGGAAUUGUGUGAAAUUCCAUUCAUUCUAAAAUGAAAUGGAUCGUACAAAAUGAAACUAAGUGACAUCGAAGGGAAGAGGCUACAAAUCCCUCUGAAGAAGUCAGUCAAUGGAAUCGUCUUGAAAUUGCAUGUUUUAUUAAUCAUCAAAGAGGAUCGUCAUUCGGAAAGCUCCUAUUGAAAGAAAGAAAUUUAAUCUUUGACCAAUUCCUUUAAUUGGUCCAGUUCCAAAUCCUCGCGUCGAAACAAUCGAGAAAAGUCGACUCGAACCAAAGUUUUCGCAGGAUCUUCGAGACUGAGUUUCUUUGAUGGAAUUGCUCGAGCUUUCGGGCAACUCGGAAGCUCGGUAAUGGAUGCAUUGUUCUUCGAGGCUGUACCGAGCCAAAUGGACGGGUUUCCGGCGGAAACGGCGGCAUCAAGGAACUUAGAACUCCAUCCAACCAUUCUAUUUUUCCCUCGAUGGAAUUGCGAGCCUGUCCGCAGAGUAUCGGGGGUAAAACGGCAGGAACAUCCUGGAGGAAUGUUUCUCGAACGAGGGGGUUGAAUCGAGCCCCGGGUUUACACGAAAUCUUGCCAUAGUUCGUGUGAAUAAACACCGUGAAGAAUCGAUGAACUGUGAUCCACGGUGAAGUUAUCCUUCGUCUACCGUUGAAAGGACGAAAGGUGUCCUUGAAAUGGACACGUGUGUAAAUAGCUUUGGUCGUGCCAGAUCGAAAGACGAUUGAGAGAAAUGAAAACACUGAGAGAAAGAGAGAGAAAGCGUGUGUGUAUGAAUGAAUGAAAGAUAGAAGAAGAGGAAGGAGAUUGAGUGCCAAACUUCGUACCCUUUAGAAAGAAGAAACCCAGUGUAAACUUCGAAUUGUACUUUCGAUUGUAUUUAACGUCGUUGUACCACGAACGACCACCAGUAUUCCCUAUGUCGAAUCGAUGUCCGAGAUGUACUGAUGAAUUUUAAAUUAUUCUAUCGAUUACGUUAGUAAAAGGCGCCUCGAUGACGACGAUCGUUCCUCGAAGAAUCCUAUCUUUCGUCGCUAACCUCCUCGUGGAAAAUAACACGGUGUUCUUUAUGCUUCGUCGAGGAGAUUGGAGAUCAACGGAGAUCGACUUCGAACGAGGAGAAUUUUGAUCGAUUGAUUCUUGGCGAACGAUCGAUCCCGCGUACGCUCGAGGGAGUCGGUUUGUAAAUACGUUGUACAUAAAAGAAUUGUGAUUUUACUCGACGUGCAAACGCGUAAGGAUUGUACGAGCAUCCGGAAGAUUCAGUUCGUGUUCUAACGAUAUAGCGAAAUAAAUUAUAUCAUCUCUUCACGAUA
Molecule: messenger RNA, 5346 nt
Organism: Osmia lignaria (orchard mason bee)
Lineage: Eukaryota; Metazoa; Arthropoda; Insecta; Hymenoptera; Megachilidae
Biological process (GO): neuron differentiation; central nervous system development; regulation of transcription by RNA polymerase II
Cellular component (GO): nucleus
Molecular function (GO): RNA polymerase II cis-regulatory region sequence-specific DNA binding; DNA-binding transcription factor activity, RNA polymerase II-specific
Source: RefSeq, a predicted model, not a curated record